This is a messenger RNA of Chanos chanos (milkfish), 1110 nucleotides long. It is a transcript of the gene tm4sf4, whose product is annotated as transmembrane 4 L six family member 4. The record is from RefSeq and is a predicted model, not a curated record. Gene Ontology annotation, cellular component: membrane. The coding region runs from base 68 to 661 and encodes 197 amino acids. NCBI's taxonomy places the organism in Eukaryota, Metazoa, Chordata, Actinopteri, Gonorynchiformes, Chanidae. The transcript has 5 exons.
CGCAUCCAGACGAAAACUUCUGAGAUUCUUUGGACUGUGGCUUUUUUUUUUGAGACACCGCUGAAAAAUGUGUUCUGGAAAUUUUGCCAAAUGUCUGGGUAUCACCUUGAUUCCCUUGGCUAUUAUCGCUAUCCUCUGUAACAUCUUGCUUUUCUUUCCUGGGGGUGUGCCUGCCGGAAAAAGCACUGACAUCACUAAUGAAGCCUUCUACUUAGGAGGCCUUGUAGGCUCUGGUUUACUGAUGAUUUUCCCCGCACUGGUCUUCCUUGGCCUGAAGAACAACGACUGCUGCGGCUGCUGUGGAAACGAGAGCUGCGGCAAACGAUUUGCGAUGUUCACAUCCAUUAUCUUUGCUGCAGUUGGACUGGUGGGAGCAGGUUACUCCUUCAUCGUGUCCGCAGUAGCUAUCAAUCGUGGACCCAAAUGCUUCCUCAGUGACGGAAACGUUACGUACCCUUUUUCUGAGGGUGACUAUCUAUCCAACAAAACGAUGUGGUCCGAGUGUGAGAAACCUAAUGGAAUCGUAACUUGGCAUUUGACCCUCUUCUCCAUGUUGCUGAUAGUCGGGCUCGUGCAGGUGGUUCUGUGUGCUUUCCAGGUCAUCAACGGUCUGUUCGGAGCCAUCUGCGGAGACUGCUGCGGAUGCUGUGCGGAAUCUUAAGAAGUAAGAAGAUUGCUGAACAUCAAUCCUGAGUCUUUAGAAACAAUUUUUUUCUUUUUCUAUUUUUUUGUUUCCAUUUUCUAUUUAUGAUGCAAUGUAUUUUUAUAUGAAUGUACUGAUAAUCUUAUACCUAAAUUAUAUCUUUUGCUUGAUGGAUUUAAGUCUCAUGAUGGCAAAAGACAUACACAGAGGUUAUACUGUUAAACAUGUAGCCUCAACAUUUUAAGUUAAUUGAUUCCUAUAGAGAAUUUUAUUUGUCAUUGUAAGUAGUGUAACAUCUGGCUAAAUCCAUCUUCCCUAAUUCCUCUCCUAUGUUAUAUUUAAAAUUUUUAAACCAAUGGACAAUAAAUUUUAAGACAGGGCAUGCUGAGCUUAGAAUACAAAUCUUUUACUAGCAUUUGGAUGUUUCAUCAAACUGAACAGGAAAAAUAAAACAUAUUGAAACCUGA